GGCAGCGGUUGGUGCCCACAUCAGGGCAGCAGCUGUCACACAGCCGUUGAUGCUUAAGCGCAAGCAGGUAUAUGGCUCAGCAGAAGUUUGACCAGGCCAUAGAGUUGACUGAGUCAGGAGCAAAGCUACAGCUUCGGCAUGGACAGGUCUUAUGUGGUGCGGAACUGGCACUGCUGCUGGUCGAAACGUUUUUGAAAGCAGAGGUCAAGUUCAGUCCAGAAGCUCUCGCACGGAUUAGGGAUGUCUUUGAAUGCUUCCCUAGGGAGCAAGAGGAGACAGCUGCAGAGUGGGUGAUCCUUGACAGAGACAGUCCAGAGACACAGGGGGAGCCAAGCAAUGAGAGGACUGAAGCUGAAAAGGCGGAGGCAGAGAGGGCAGCAAUCGCAAAGAGCAGAGUUGAGGGAUGCUCUGCAUUCCUCAAGCAGGCACUAAAAUGGUCGAAAUUGUCAGGAGGGCCAAACAUGGGUGCUCCGGAAAUACAUGACAUGCUAGCCGAGUAUGUAUGGACUCAAUCACCUUCGCCGAGUCUUUCGACGGUAUCUAGACACUUUAUUUGGGGAUCAAGGCCAGAAGCCUUUGCGAGUGCAUUGAUUGAUGUCAUGAAAGCAAGUCAUCUGCAUGAAGCUGAUUUGGUGGUGACACGUGGUGUGCUGCAAUAUUUGGCAGUCGGAAAGUUAUGGGACGCAACUCAAUUGCUUGACGAGGUUCGACACAGGUGCUGCAACAACAUUCAAGAUGAUGAUGCGCCUUGGCUGCCAGACUCGCCGCUGAUGCAUUUUAACCGAUUCCUCCUCUGCGCGUUAGAGCGGAAGUCUCUUCCGUUAUUCUCCAUGCUGCGGAAGAAAUAUCAAAAAAGUCUUUCUCGUGAUCCAUCUUUUGAGAAGUAUGUCGAUGAGGUGGGGACAAGGUUUUUUAACCUGAGACGGCCACCCAUGAUUCCAGGGAUGUUUGGGGACCUGUUGAAGGCAAUAUCUGGAGAGGAUUGACUGAUUUCCUGCUGCAAGCCAUAAGAAGUGUACUCAGCAUUAGUACUAUGUGAUGAUGGUGGUGGAUACUCAAUUGUACUCAGCAUUUGUAACGUGUGAGCAGAAGUUACCUCAUAUUGUGUUGUGUACCCUUUCAAAAAUGCUGGAUUCAACGGACAGAUCGAAUCCCUUUCAUUGAUCCUAUCGCUGAGUCAAUCCCGUCCAUAGUUUAUCCUAUCGUCCCCAAGGAUCGCCAGAGUGAACUCGCAAUUCCAUGUGAGGGUGGACUGGUCGAAGAGCGCAAGCUGUUUGACGAUGAAUAGUCCGCAUGUGAGAUUAGGACUGGCUGAAACCGGCGAUGUAAUGGGACUGGCAAUUUUCCUCAGGCUACAUUGGUGUUUGUCUGCAGCGUUGGUCGCCAAACAGAGCAACCCCCAUUCAUUGAUCGAUUGCUACACCAAUCCGGCGAUAGAUUUCAGGACCCAUAACCAAAUUUGCAGGUGGGGAAUUCAGAAUUCUCUUCUGUGAGGGACGUGUGCGCUGGCGAGUCGGAUAUCGGAAAAACUGAAAAAAGCAACUCAGCAUCGACGAAGCGACUGCCAGAAGUGUUAAAUUGAGCAUCUGUCGUCUGAGGAGGUGUUUCUGAAGAUCGGAUCUCCAGAUUUGCAGCCAUAAUGUUGCAACACUGCUGGGGGUAAUAAAUGUGUGGAUCCUGAUCGAUUACGGGCGUUGAUGUUCACUACGGCUUUCCUAGGAUGUUGAUAUUCACUCUGGCGUUUCUGUGCAUGCCUGUGGAUUUCUACUGAACUCGACAGAUUUGACAGAUUUCGAUGCUUUUGUAGAAACAUUUGUCACAGGGUGGGAAAUAUAGCUACUCGUUUCUUCAUUAUCCUCUGCAGAUGAUCGAACACAAGAAACCACAGAGAACGGCGCACUAUCUGAAGACAGCAAAUAAAUGUCUGUGGCCAGCCGAAUGUGUUCUCGAGGGUGGGCAAGUAAUCAUAUUCCCAACGUCGCCCCCUUCUCCCUCUCUUUCCACAGUUCGUGGAAGGAUCACAGCCCACUUGUGUGUGUGUGUGGUGUGUGUGUGUGUGGUGUGUGGUGUGUGUGUGUGUGUGUGUGUGUGUGUGUGUGUGUGUGUGUGUGUGCACGCGAGCGCACAUGUGCCCGUGUGUGCGGUCAUGUUUGCCGCACACGGCACACAAAAAAAAAGAAUGUCUGUGCCAGGCUGUUUCAUUGGACUUCCACCGACUCAUCACCAGGUUGAACUGCGGUAGAGUGUGUGUGUGUGUGUGUGUGUGUGUGUGUGUGUGUGUGUGUGUGUGUGUGUGUGCUCGCGCGCACGUGCCCCCCAAUUCCCCCAUGUUGUGAUUGUACUCGUUGUACCUAACUGUGGUGGCGGAUGUUGGCAGAUUUGUAUCAAUUGCCCUGUGCGCUCUUGGGCCGGAGGGCGUCAACCGAUGUGGCCAUCUGCACAUGAGUGGUGUGGGCUGGGAUUUGGGCGUGGAGAGGCUGGGUUCAGUUGGAUGAGUUGGGAAGGUAGGUCAGGGCACACCACUCUCUUAGUGGGCGCGGUUGGGCGCCCCUUGUGGCAACAGGCGAUUGUGGUGUGCGUACUGCCUCCUGGCAGGUUGCCCUGGGGGUUUGGGCCGCGUCUGAGUUCGGGGGUGGAGGGCCCCAUUGCUAGCGUCUGGGUAGCGAGACCUUCCCGUGGGUGGUCUGCGCUUGAGAGAUUUCUGGGUGUGUUGUGUGAACCCACGCCUUCAGUCAGGGAUGACUUGGCGCGUCAUCUCUCCUCUCCUGUCAGGGCGUCCUUGUGCACUUUUCCCCCUCCCCCACAACCUUUUGUACAAGAAGUACCAGACAGCAGCCCCUCGAAAAUCUCGGCGUAUUGCACUGAUUGUUUCCCAUGGCUGAGUCAUUCGCACCUCUUCAGGUUGUACUCUGCUCGGUGAUGCGCAAUUUUGUC
Messenger RNA from Chara braunii, 2934 nucleotides. Lineage: Eukaryota; Viridiplantae; Streptophyta; Charophyceae; Charales; Characeae. The record is from the annotation of a GenBank genome assembly.